Molecule: messenger RNA, 2202 nt
Organism: Ceratotherium simum simum (southern white rhinoceros)
Lineage: Eukaryota; Metazoa; Chordata; Mammalia; Perissodactyla; Rhinocerotidae
Gene: LCMT2
Product: leucine carboxyl methyltransferase 2
Biological process (GO): wybutosine biosynthetic process; tRNA methylation
Molecular function (GO): protein binding; tRNA methyltransferase activity
Source: RefSeq, a predicted model, not a curated record
CCUAUGGAAGUGUGGAAGGUGGGUACUAGAGAAAGAGAGAGCAGCUCACCACCGUGACGGACCGCCGCUCCUGAGUCUCUCCUGGCCAUGGGCCCGCGGAGCCGUGAGCGUCGCGCGGGGGCAGUACAGAGCACCAAUGACAGCAGCGCCCUCAGCAAGAGUUCCCUGGCCGCGCGCGGGUACGUGCACGACGCCUUCGCGGCGUUCCUAGUUCCGGGGACCGCGCGCCGGGCGCCGCUCAUCCACCGAGGCUACUACGUCCGCGCACGCGCCGUGCGGCACUGCGUGCGCGCCUUUCUGGAGCGGACGUGCGCGGCCCCGGGCGCCCCUCGCGCUCAGAUCUUGUCGCUGGGGGCCGGCUCGGAUUCGCUGUAUUUCCGCCUCAAAACUGCCCGCCUCCUGGUUGGGGCUGCAGUCUGGGAGGUAGAUUUUCCCGACGUGGCGCGGCGCAAAGCGGAGAGGAUUCGAGAUACUCCGGAACUGUGCGCGUUAACCGGGCCUUUCCACAGUGGGGAUCCCGCGUCAGCGCUGUGCUUUGAGAGCUUGGACUACUGCAUCCUGGGCCUGGACCUGCGGCAGCUCCAGCGGUUGGACCAGGCCCUGGCCGCCGCGGGCCUUGACGCAGCCGCACCGACUCUGCUCCUGGCUGAGGCCGUGCUGACCUACCUGGAGCCGGAUAAUGCCGCGGCGCUCAUCGCCUGGGCAGCCCAGCGUUUUCCUAAUGCCCUUUUCGUGAUCUACGAGCAGAUGAGGCCGCAUGACGCCUUUGGCCAGUUCAUGCUGCAACAUUUUCGGCAGCUAAAUUCCCCUUUGUAUGGCCUGGACCGCUUUCCCGACGUGGAGGCCCAGCAGCACCGCUUCCUUCAGGCUGGCUGGACUGCCUGCAAUGCCAUGGACAUGAAUGAAUUCUAUCGCUGCUUUCUCCCCGCAGAAGAACGCCGGCGCAUGGAAAGUCUUGAACCUUUUGACGAGUUUGAAGAGUGGCAUCUGAAGUGCGCCCACUAUUUCAUUCUGGCUGCUUCUAGGGGAGACACUCUCUCCCAAACUCUGGUGUUGCCACCUUCAGAGGCGUUUCCUCGGGUAGAUCCUGCAUCCGCUUCAGGAGUCUUCCCUGCCAUGGUAGUCACUAGUGACAGCCAGGGCCCAGACGUUAAGAGAUAUGGCCACACCUCUGUCCUUUUGAGCCCGGGCAUUAUUCUCAGUGCAGGGGGAUUUGGAGAGCAGGAAGGGAGGCAUUGCCGAGUGAGCAAGUUUCACUUGCUCUCAAGAUAUUAUGAUUUCGAAUGGAUAGGUAACCAAGUAUGCAGUUGGGGGACUGGAGCUCAGUGGGAUGGACGCCUUUAUCACACUACGACAAGACUUUCAGAUACUCAGGUUCUGGUUCUGGGAGGGAGACUGUCCCCAGUAACUCCAGCCGUGGGGAUUCUCCAACUCUGUUUUUGUAAGAAUGAGGAUAAUAGCAGUGAGGACCUAAGUGUAACAGUAACAAAAGUGGGCCCAGAAGAAGAUUCCACUUUGUCAUGUUGGCGGCAUUCAACAACAGAAGUGUCCUUUGAGAAUCAGAAAUAUUUGUUUGUGUAUGGGGGUCGAAGUGUGGUGGAACCUGUACUAAGUGACUGGCGUUUUCUACAUGUGGGAACAAUGGCUUGGGUUCGGAUCCCGGUGGAGGGGGAGGCACCUGAAGGUCGGCAUUCCCACAGUGCCUGCAGCUGGCAGGGGGGAGCCCUUAUUGCUGGAGGUCUGGGUGCUUCUGAGGAGCCAUUGAGCUCUGUACUCUUUCUGAAACCAAUCUCUUGUGGAUUCCUCUGGGAGUCAAUAGUUGUCCAGCCUCCCAUUACCCCAAGGUACUCCCACACAGCUCAUGUGCUCAAUGGGAAGCUUCUACUGGUUGGAGGGGUCUGGAUUCAUUCCUCGUCAGUUCCUGGAGUGACUGUUAUCGAUUUGACUACAGGAUUGAGCUCUGAGUAUCAUAUUGACACAACAUGUGUGCCAUGGCCACUAAUGUUACACAACCAUACCAGCAUCCUCCUUCCUGAAGAGCAACAGCUGCUGCUCCUUGGAGGUGGUGGGAACUGCUUUUCCUUUGGCACCUACUUCAACCCCCAUACGGUGAUGUUAGACGUGUCCUCCUUAAGUGCUAGACAUUAAGGACUGGACUUUGAUAUAUUGAGGACCCACUAAAGUAGACAAUAAAGGUUUCCA